AUGUCGGACCGGAUGGCGAUACGUGUCGACUCGCCACGGAGACUGUUUUCUUUCAACGCGGGAACAGUUUCCACGGACGCUGAUCUGCCUGCCCUUCUUGGAGCUGCAGAGCGAAUCAAAUAUCACGUGAUUGCUCUGCAGGAGACCAAGUGCAGAAGGAGCGACGUACGACAGAUGAAUGACGGUACACUCGUCAUUCGUGGAGAGAAGGUUCCGUCGCGAAAAUAG
Necator americanus (New World hookworm) is the source of this 228-nucleotide messenger RNA. RefSeq lists its product as uncharacterized. The coding region runs from base 1 to 228 and encodes 75 amino acids. The record is from RefSeq and is a predicted model, not a curated record. The transcript has a single exon. Lineage: Eukaryota; Metazoa; Nematoda; Chromadorea; Rhabditida; Ancylostomatidae.